Polychytrium aggregatum is the source of this 731-nucleotide messenger RNA. RefSeq lists its product as uncharacterized. The record is from RefSeq and is a predicted model, not a curated record. The transcript is spliced from 3 exons. Lineage: Eukaryota; Fungi; Chytridiomycota; Chytridiomycetes; Polychytriales. The coding region runs from base 36 to 365 and encodes 109 amino acids. Gene Ontology annotation, molecular function: calcium ion binding.
GCCGCAUCACCGUCGCAAUCAAUCCGCAAGUAGCCAUGUCCAUCGAGCUUCUGGACGACGAAGACGCCCUGAUCCCCGCUGCUGCCAAGGCCCUCACUGAGAUCUUUGCACGCUUCGAUGUCGACCAGGACGGUGCGCUGAACCUGCAAGAGCUCAACGCCUUUGCGACCGCAACCAACGGCAAACCCUUCGACCAGGAGAGCAUCGACGAGAUCCAAGAGUAUUUCAACUGCACCGACGACGGAGCUCUAACCCUCAUCGGCUUCUUCGAGAUGUACCAGAUGCAGACCCUCUCGGAGCCAGAGGAGACCUGGAAAGACCUGAAGCGCCACGGGUACGACGAUAACCUGGUUUUGCGAAAGUAACCUCGCUCAACGAUUCCCCAACCCCACCGAUCGGACCUUCAGCCAUCAUCGGAUCUCUCGAGCUAUAUGCAGCAGCACUUUGUUUUGGGGGCCUUCGGCCGUCGCCACCACGCCACCUCCAAGUGAAACGGAAUACAUAGUCGUUCAUUCAUCACGCACAGCGACCACACGCAGCGCCUUGGAUUAUGGACUCGUGACCGCUCAAUCGGCAAUGUGUUCCCCCACGACCAUCAACCAUUUGGAGACACAUCUGCAACGACGGCAUGGACUGGAUGGCUGGACACAGCAAUCUGGAUGGAGGCUCCUCAGCAGCAGUAUGCAAUGUGCGAUACAAAUAGAGGGAUGUCUCGCCUCCCUUUCUUUUUA